GAGUCGCAAAACACAUCUACCUAUAUUAAACAUCUGUGGAAUCUGUGGAAGUAUGUGCAGUUCUAAUAAAUAUCCUAAAAUGACUAAAGUAAGACCGUUGGUUACAAUUUUGAACGUUGGCAAAAUUAAGUAUGAAAGUGGUUUGGCACUCCAAACAUAUCUGACAAAGCAUCAGCCUAAUGAACCUCACACAGAUUUCCGGAAUUACUUGGUACUGCAGGAGUUUCACCCGGUUUUUACGAUAGGUAUAAGAACCAAAUGUUAUACAAUAAAGGAUGAACAGAGGUUGUUAAAACUAGGAGCGGAUUUUUACAGAACAAAUCGCGGUGGCCUAAUUACUUUCCAUGGUCCUGGUCAACUCGUGGCAUAUCCCUUAUUACACUUAAAACAAUUCAAUCCCAGUAUGAGGUGGUAUGUGUCUACACUGGAAACUAUGGUCAUUAAAACCUGCAGGGAAAUGGGUCUUAACGAUGCAACAACUACGAAAGAUACUGGAAUUUGGGUUAAAGACCGUAAAAUUUGCGCUAUUGGCGUUCACGGCGGACGAUAUAUUACGACUCAUGGAAUCGGCUUUAAUUGUUGCACCGACUUAAAAUGGUUUGAUUAUAUAGUUCCCUGUGGUAUUGAAGGAAAAGGGGUUACGUCGUUGAGCCAGGAACUCAAAAGAGAAGUUACAGUUGAGGAAACAUCACGACAAUUGGUUAAAACUUUUUCAACAGUUUUUCAAUGCGAUGUCCAGGAAAGCCCUAAACAUGUUUCAAGCGAUUUACUAAAACUGUCACUAAAAUUUUGUUCAAAAAACCCGUAAGAAGGCUACUCGGCAUAACUAAAUAUAGUACCCAUAUGGGUCGAUUGUGGUUACCUAUUUGUUGUUUGACAACGCCAUCGAAAUAAACAUUUGUAUUACGAAUGACAACUUUUGUAAA
This is a messenger RNA of Stomoxys calcitrans (stable fly), 926 nucleotides long. RefSeq names its product putative lipoyltransferase 2, mitochondrial (gene Lipt2). The coding region runs from base 53 to 808 and encodes 251 amino acids. The transcript has a single exon. Gene Ontology annotation, molecular function: lipoyl(octanoyl) transferase activity. Gene Ontology annotation, cellular component: mitochondrion. The record is from RefSeq and is a predicted model, not a curated record. Gene Ontology annotation, biological process: protein lipoylation. Lineage: Eukaryota; Metazoa; Arthropoda; Insecta; Diptera; Muscidae.